Molecule: messenger RNA, 2024 nt
Organism: Gekko japonicus
Lineage: Eukaryota; Metazoa; Chordata; Lepidosauria; Squamata; Gekkonidae
Gene: ACVR1C
Product: activin A receptor type IC
Exons: 8
Coding region: 76-1407 (443 amino acids)
Biological process (GO): cellular response to growth factor stimulus; nervous system development; activin receptor signaling pathway
Cellular component (GO): plasma membrane; activin receptor complex
Molecular function (GO): ATP binding; activin receptor activity, type I
Source: RefSeq, a predicted model, not a curated record
CUAACAUGCAUCUGCCACUGGUGUGAGAAAACAAACUUCACUUGUGAAACAGAGGGGGCAUGCUGGGCUUCCGUCAUGCUAAUGAACGGCAAACAAGAGGUGGUGAAGACGUGCCUUUCCGUCCUAGAACUGAAUGCGGAAGUCUUCUGCCAUGGCUCAAAGAGCGUCACAAGGAGGAAAUGCUGCUACACAGACUUCUGCAACAACAUCACUAUCCACCUCCCCACAGAAUCUUCAAGGAAACCAAUGCUGAGACCGGUGGAACUGACCGUGAUUAUAACCAUACCAGUAUGUGUCUUGUCUGUAGCUGUCCUGCUGACUUUGUAUACAUAUCAAGGCCACCAUUGUAGAUUCAAGAAGGAAAAAAGGCUGAACAUUGAAGAACCACUGUCAGAAUGCAGUCUGGUGAACCCUGGGAAAACUCUCAAAGAUCUGAUUUUUGACAUGACAACAUCAGGUUCUGGAUCUGGUCUACCUCUUCUUGUCCAAAGAACUAUUGCAAGGACUAUUGUUCUUCAGGAAAUAGUAGGAAAAGGUCGAUUUGGUGAAGUCUGGCGUGGAAAAUGGUGUGGAGAAGAUGUGGCCGUCAAGAUCUUUUCCUCGAGGGACGAAAGGUCUUGGUUUCGUGAGGCAGAAAUGUAUCAGACAAUUAUGCUGAGGCAUGAAAAUAUCCUUGGUUUUAUUGCUGCUGAUAACAAGGAUAAUGGAACUUGGACUCAGCUGUGGCUUGUAUCUGAAUACUAUGAGCAAGGCUCUUUGUUUGACUAUUUAAAUAGCAACACUGUGACUGUUGAAGGGAUGAUUAAAUUUACUUUUUCUAUUGCUAGUGGCCUAGCACACCUUCAUAUGGAGAUCGUGGGUACACAAGGCAAGCCUGCCAUUGCACAUAGAGACCUGAAAUCUAAAAACAUUUUAGUGAAAAGGAAUGAGACCUGUGCCAUUGCUGAUUUGGGGCUGGCUGUGAAACACGAUUCUGUAUUAAACACAAUUGACAUUCCUCAGAAUCCUCGAGUGGGAACAAAGAGAUACAUGGCUCCAGAAAUACUUGAUGAUGCCAUGAACAUCAAUAUCUUUGAGUCCUUCAAGCGUACAGAUAUCUAUGCUCUUGGUCUAGUGUACUGGGAGAUAUCACGAAGAUGCUCAGUUGGAGGAAUUGUUGAGGAAUAUCAGUUGCCUUACCAUGAUGUCGUCCCUUCUGACCCCUCCAUAGAAGAUAUGAGAAAAGUAGUCUGUGAACAAAAACUUAGACCAAAUAUCCCAAAUCAGUGGCAAAGCUGUGAGGCACUCAGAGUAAUGGGCCGAAUAAUGCGGGAAUGUUGGUACGCCAAUGGGGCAGCUCGCCUAACGGCACUUCGCAUUAAGAAGACCAUUUCUCAACUCUGUGUACAAAAGCAUUCCAAAGCUUAAGUCUGCACAUGUUUCAAGAAAGAAGAAAGAAAUGAAUCAUUUUGUAUUUUAUUUUUGCAUUGUUUUGAUUGUGCUCUACCUCACUGCUGCAAAGUUUUUAGUAUGUUAUAGACACCGAAACCCGUGUUCUGGAAAAAAGCUUCACUGGAUGUUCAAAGCCAGGGUUAAUUUUAGGUUGGGGCAUGAUGGUGCCACCUGCCAGUGUAAAUGAGAAGCGAGCUACAGAAGUGCCCCUCUGUGGUUCCUCGCCCUGUGAACUUCAUCUUGUCAAAAUCAUCCCUAAGGUACAAACACAUGGUAAAUAACUGAAGAAAUGAUGAUGGUAGUUCAAUAUCAUCAAUCAUAAGCUUUGUAUUCUAGCAGCAACCAAAUAUUAAGUGUAUAUUUUGUACACUAAAAUUUGGUUUCGGUCCCUUCCAUAUGUAUCCCAAGACUUCUGGCUCAUCGAAAAAUGUGCAUCUGUCUUACAACACCUCACAAGAUGAAACGUCCUUAGAGGAUCUUAUAUGGCAUCAGACUAGGGGCCUGUCUUGAAAGAUUUCCACAGGAAUUGCGUAUCGAUACCCACUCAGAAGGAAUUUCUAUGUUCUCCAUGCACCACUGUAGGACCCACAAUG